AUGGUAGGAAAGGCUAGAUCUUCCAAUUUUACCUUAUCUGAAAAGCUUGAUUUGCUAAAACUUGUGAAGCCAUAUGUGAAAAUUCUCGAAGAACACACUAAUAAGCAUUCAGUAAUAGUGGAAAAGAAUAGAUGUUGGGAUAUCAUAGCGGUUAACUAUAAUGCCAUUGGAGUAGACCGCCCUCCUCGAACAGCGCAGGGCCUACGCACCCUUUACAAAAGGCUCAAAGAAUAUGCCAAACAGGAGCUUUUGCAGCAAAAAGAUACCCAAUCAGAUUUAAAAAGCAAUAUUUCUGAGCCAACCAAGAAAGUUAUGGAGAUGAUUCCCCAGAUUUCCAGUUUUUGCCUGGUAAGAGACAGGAACCACAUACAAAGUGCAAACUUGGCUGAGGAGGCACAGGCUGGUACCAGUUCACUGCAGGUAAUGUUGGAUCAGCAUCCAGUUGCUAUUACAGUGGAGGUGAAGCAAGAAGAAGACAUUAAGCCCUCUCCUCCACUGGUUUUAAAUUCGGAACAGAGUUAUACUUUAGAGCAAAGAGAAGAACAUGAAUUAGUACAUGUUAUGGAAAGAUCUGGGUCGCCGUCACUUUCCUCUGUUGAUAUGAGAAUGACAUCGUCUCCAUCUUCCAUCCCAAGGAGAGAUGAUUUUUUUCAUCAUGAGUGUGGAGGACACUUUAGGUCACAAUUAGGGUAUGAUCCUCAGAUUCUGCAAAUGCUGAAAGAGGAGCAUCAGAUAAUUUUAGAAAAUCAAAAAAAUUUUGGAUUAUAUGUUCAGGAGAAGAGGGAUGGAUUGAAAAGAAGGCAGCAGCUAGAAGAAGAGCUGCUACAAGCAAAAAUUGAAGUGGAGAAGCUGAAAGCGAUUCGCUUACGGCACGAUCUGCCUGAAUAUAAUAGUUUCUAA
This is a messenger RNA of Eptesicus fuscus (big brown bat), 900 nucleotides long. It is a transcript of the gene FSBP, whose product is annotated as fibrinogen silencer binding protein. The record is from RefSeq and is a predicted model, not a curated record. Lineage: Eukaryota; Metazoa; Chordata; Mammalia; Chiroptera; Vespertilionidae. The transcript is spliced from 2 exons. Bases 1 to 900 code for a protein of 299 amino acids.